Saccostrea cuccullata (small rock oyster) is the source of this 1125-nucleotide messenger RNA. RefSeq lists its product as uncharacterized. Bases 1 to 1125 code for a protein of 374 amino acids. The transcript is spliced from 2 exons. Lineage: Eukaryota; Metazoa; Mollusca; Bivalvia; Ostreida; Ostreidae. The record is from RefSeq and is a predicted model, not a curated record.
AUGACUUCUGGACCAAACGCUGAUGACCGUUCCAGGUUUGCCAAACUCGGAAUGGCAAUAAACGAAGAAUUAACCCAGGCCUGUAGAGACGUCUUAGAAAUGGAGGUACCUCCUGGCCUUGUCUACAACAAAGUAAAAUCAUCAUCGGUUUAUAAAAACAUACGCCCCGAGCAAGAACUUCGUCUUAUAGGUGCCAAAACAGAUGGUUAUAAACAAUUUGAUAUUACAUUGUUAUAUACACUGAUAAGAAACAUAUGUACAAAGAUUCCUCGUCCAACAAAAGGUUGGGGUGGAAACACGAUGCCGGCAAUCGGACAAAUAACGACCGGUGAUGACGUCAAGAUCAGAUUAAUACGAAACAGCAUGUUUGGACACAUAAGCUCGGCUUCUACCUCAAAGACAGAUUUUGAUAACACGUGGUCAGUCAUAACAGAUAUCUGCCAAAGAUUGCAAACGUGCACAAAGAAAGACUACAUGACUGGCCUUAGUAACAUUCAAAGACAGACCUUGGAAGAGGAAAACGAAACAACAGUCAUAGAAAAACUUAGAGAAGAUUAUAAGAAUAACCAAUGUUUAAUGGAAAAGAUGUCUUCCUUGGAGCAGGAUUUGUUAGAGUCGAAAUUAAAAUCGGAAAACAAAGAAAAUACACUGGUAAAAGACAUUCUCCAGAAUUGGCAAGAAGAAGACACUGCCUUCAUUCCUACAAGAGCAAGUGAAGUGGUUGAGGAAAAGCUUAAAAGUCAGAACCUAAUCGCGCUGGUUGGUAAUUCUGGUUCCGGAAAAUCUGCAAUAAUUCAACAUAUUGCUCUCAAGUAUGAAGAGCGUGGAUGGAAUGUCAUACCUGUGAAUAAGGUGGAAGAAAUAAAAACGAUCUGUUCAAAUGGAGUCUCAGAAACUCGGUUUUUAUUCGUUUUCAAUGAUCCUUUAGGCAAGGAAUCUUUGGAUGAAAUUUCAUAUCAUUCAUGGAAAAGUUUUGAGGAAAUGCUGGAGAUGUGCUUGAAGAGAAAUAAAUUAUUGAUUUCAUGUAGACGAUGCGUCUUUUAUGACAAGAGAGUCAAGGAUAUCCUAGUGGAUGAAUCUACUGCAGUAGAAAUUGACAACAAAGAAAAUGGGGCUCACGGUUGA